Messenger RNA from Kluyveromyces lactis, 1221 nucleotides. It is a transcript of the gene VCX1, whose product is annotated as Vcx1p. Gene Ontology annotation, cellular component: fungal-type vacuole membrane. Gene Ontology annotation, biological process: calcium ion transmembrane transport; intracellular calcium ion homeostasis. The record is from RefSeq and is a predicted model, not a curated record. Gene Ontology annotation, molecular function: calcium:proton antiporter activity. NCBI's taxonomy places the organism in Eukaryota, Fungi, Ascomycota, Saccharomycetes, Saccharomycetales, Saccharomycetaceae. The transcript has a single exon. The coding region runs from base 1 to 1221 and encodes 406 amino acids.
AUGGAUUCGUCUGCACCUUUAUUGUCAUCUACUGGAGCCGGUAUCCGCAGAUCCUCUUCUGCGUUGGUAAGAUGUAUUGAAGUUUCCAAAGUAGUGUUCCAUUCGUCUCCGGUAAACUAUUUGCUCGUUUUUGUUCCGCUAGGAUUAAUCUUCGGAUAUGGACAGUUAUCUACCACCUGGGUUUUCGUAUUCAAUUUCAUGGCCAUUAUCCCAUUAGCAGCAAUCCUAGCCUUUGCAACUGAACAGCUUUCUGAAAAGGCCGGUAGUACCUUAGGUGGGUUGUUGAAUGCAACUCUAGGUAAUGCUGUCGAGUUGAUUGUCUCUAUCAUUGCUUUGAAAGAGGGCCAAAUUAGAAUUGUUCAAGCUUCAAUGCUUGGUUCUCUAUUGUCCAACCUAUUAUUGGUAUUGGGAUUCUGUUUCUUGUUCGGUGGAUAUAACAGAGUUCAGCAGAAAUUCAACCAGACUGCAGCACAAACGAUGAGUUCUUUGUUAGCCAUUUCAAGUGCAUCGUUAUUGAUUCCUGCUGCGUUCAAGGCCACUUUACCUCACGAUAAGGGCACUUCUCAUCUUGUUGAUGAUAAGAUUCUGUCACUAUCAAGAUCUACUUCCAUCGUGCUAUUGGUCGUUUACGUAUUGUUUUUGAUUUUCCAACUUGGUUCUCAUCGUGUCAUGUUCGAAGAACAAACCGAAGAAACUGAAGAAGUAUUGAACAUCCAUCAACAACACGAACAAAUUUCAGAAUCAAUGAGUUUGAGAUCCUCGUUGAUCUUCUUAGCAAUCACUACUAUUCUCGUGUCCAUCUGUGCCGAUUUCCUCGUUGGGACCAUCGAUGACAUCGUCGUGAGUACCGGUCUAUCGAAAACUUUCAUCGGUCUUAUUGUGAUUCCAAUCGUCGGCAAUGCAGCAGAGCACGUAACAAGUGUCAUCGUUGCCAUGAAGGACAAAAUGGACUUGGCCCUAAGUGUUGCCAUUGGGUCCUCACUACAAAUUGCCCUUUUCGUGACUCCAUUCAUGGUACUAGUGGGAUGGGCCAUUGAUGUGCCAAUGACAUUGAACUUCUCUACAUUCGAGACCGUUAUUAUGUUGGUUUCGGUGUUCCUAUCUAACUACUUGAUCCUCGAUGGUGAAUCCAAUUGGAUGGAAGGGUCCAUGUCGCUAGCCAUGUAUGCGCUAGUCGCCUUGGCAUUCUUCUACUACCCAGAUGAACAGGCAGUGAAUUAA